AUGUCGCCGGCUCUCCAGCCCAACGGCCGCAUGGCGACCAAAAAGAUUACACGCACCAAGACAGGAUGUUUGACUUGUCGGCGAAGACGCAAAAAGUGCGACGAAGGAAAGCCAGAAUGCCAGAACUGCCUGCGGAAUAGCUUCGUCUGCGAAGGCUACCAGCAGCGCAAGACGUGGCAACCGUGCGACAACAUGUCCAACGAUGCUCCAGCAGCCAUAGUCAACCCUAUACCUGCUGCGAAUGAUGCCACCACGCAGUCUGUGGACGAGUGGAAUGACUUUACGCUUCCAGAUCCUGGGGAUUACAGGGAGGAUUUGCUCUUUGCCAGCCCAAAUCUCGAUCUAACUACUGAUCUUGUACCGAACUUCAACUCGCCAUCACUGACUGAUGUCUGGCCCAACCACUGUGCAGCCCUUGUCGCGGAAGGCCAGCAGGAGUCCGAUACAAGUCCAAAUAGUGACGACCAUCAGAGUGAAGAAGACCUCGUCAUCGAAUCCAUCAGAGGCACUACUUCCAGUGCGAACGCAGAGUCGAGUGUCAGCAGCCGUGCCGUGCCAACAAAGCAAGUACGUCGGCCAGAAAGUUUCAUCUUACAAUCGCUGCCAUUCCUUGUGAAUGGCAUUCAAACGCAAGCUGAACGAAAGAUCUUUCACCAUUACUAUAAAGUCGUGUCCAGUGUUCUGUUGCUGGAAACGCCCAGCAACCCGUUGGUCUCGACAUUGAUACCUCUGGCAUUGUCGCAGGAUGAGAACAAUGGCCUUUUGGAUGCCAUCAUAUGCCUAUCUGCAAGCCAGUAUCAGUAUGCGCUGUCGGCAUCCGGCGGUCAAAGGAACAACGCAGAAAAUUCAGGCAUAGAGAAGUUGAAAUGGAAACGACAUAGCAGAGCUGUGAAACAACACAUUCAAAUGCUGAGCCAACUAUCGAAGCCGUCGCUGGCAUCCGACUCCCUCCAGUCUAAUUCACAACAACUAUUGAUCUUAACCAUGAUUCUAUAUCAGUUCAGCCUCUGCGAGGGAAGCUGGUCAGCAGGAAGACGCAUGCAUUUCAAUGCAGCUCGUGAGCUGAUCAGGCAAAUCUAUUCAGACGGCCGCUAUCACCCACCCAACCAUGACAGCUUCAAUUCUUUCGUCCUCAAUUGGUUUUACUUCCACGAUAUCUGUUCUUCCCUGACAUCUCGGCAGGAUGGCGCUUGCAUAGACCUGCAUCGCCGCUGUCUGCAUGGCGCCGGUGCAACUUCGCCAGCAACUGCCCUCGCGAUGAGAUAUCAGACUGUGGGGCUAUCUCAGCCAGACAGUAUGUUCCUGAUUGGACCUAGCGAUGGACUGCUGACCAUCUUGGCCCGAAUAAUUAAUCUGCAUCGCGAGCAUGCUCCUGCUGAGUACGGAGAAGAUCAAGACCUCGAUAUUGAUGUGCUCAUGGAGGGAUUGGCCAUUGAAGCUGACCUUCGAGAAUGGCACUACGAUUAUGCUGACACUAAGAGUGCGAAUAUUGCCGAAUGCUAUCGACUAGCGGCCUUUAUCCUACUCUGGUUUACAAUACAUCCGCACAGCCCGCUCGACACAGAGAAGGUGCAGCGGGCUGUGCAAGAAGGACUGAAAUUACUAGAUCCUAUCACGGACAAUGACAGCGCGCAGACUUGCUCCUUGCUGCCAUUAUUCGUAUUUGGAGUCUCGACGAACUCGAAAGCGGAGCGCUCUUUCAUCGAGGCCAAGAUAGAACGCUAUGGGUCAUGGGCAUCAAUUGCCAACAUCGUCGAGGCGGGCAAGUUCUUGAUGCAAUGGUGGCGAGCUGCUGACAAGAUGGAGCCAACGCGGCGACGAUGGUGGGACUGGGAGGCCUAUCUCAAAGCGAACGAGAUCGAUAUCAUCCUCGUCUAG
This is a messenger RNA of Fonsecaea pedrosoi CBS 271.37, 1878 nucleotides long. RefSeq lists its product as uncharacterized. Gene Ontology annotation, cellular component: nucleus. The transcript has a single exon. The record is from RefSeq and is a predicted model, not a curated record. Gene Ontology annotation, molecular function: transcription cis-regulatory region binding; DNA-binding transcription factor activity, RNA polymerase II-specific; zinc ion binding. Lineage: Eukaryota; Fungi; Ascomycota; Eurotiomycetes; Chaetothyriales; Herpotrichiellaceae. Bases 1 to 1878 code for a protein of 625 amino acids. Gene Ontology annotation, biological process: positive regulation of transcription by RNA polymerase II.